Penicillium bovifimosum is the source of this 1371-nucleotide messenger RNA. RefSeq lists its product as uncharacterized. The coding region runs from base 1 to 1371 and encodes 456 amino acids. Lineage: Eukaryota; Fungi; Ascomycota; Eurotiomycetes; Eurotiales; Aspergillaceae. The record is from RefSeq and is a predicted model, not a curated record. The transcript has 2 exons.
AUGCACAUAACGGAGCCAGGAGUUGGUUUCAUCCCACUGUUGUGUUACAAGAAGCUGACCUUCACCUUGGGCCAAUUCACCGGAUUUGUGCAUGUCUUGGUGAAUGACGCCAGACAGAUCUUGAAGGAUGACCUCAUGCUUGCCCACAAGACCGAGGUCCCCCAGAUUCCAUGGGACUUUCUGUAUGACGAUCCCACCAACGUUGGUGCCGGCUGGGGCUUUCUCCAGGACCCCCGAACGCCGUGGCCUGUCGUUGGAGAGCAGUGGAUGUUUGACCAGAUCGCCAACAACCCUGACGUUGAGCGGGAGUUCUUCCGUGGGAAACCGCGGAUGGCCAAGAUCGACUGUUACAUGAAACGGUUAGUCGCCUUCCGCCGCAAGCUGUCAGUGCUGGUACACAUCUGCAGCGGCCAGCCCGCUCGUGCCCCUGAACUGCUGUCCAUUCGGCACCGCAACACCGACGCUGGCGGCGUUCGCAAUAUCUUCAUUGAGGAUGGCCUGGUGGCUAUGGCCACCGCCUACCACAAGGGCUUCCAUGCCACCAACGACGCCAAAAUCAUUCACCGCUACCCACCACGGGAGAUCGGUGAGUUGGUGGUGUGGUAUCUGUGGUUGGUGUUGCCUUUUGUCCACGCCUUGGAGCUGUAUCAGCGCCAUGAGAGGGAGCAACCGGUUGACCAUGAAGUACGCAAACGCGAGGCGUACAUGUGGCCCCCCGACCCCCAUUCUGAUAAACCGUGGUCUUCUGAGCGCUUGCGCGAAACCCUCAAGGAGGAGACGAAGGGCAUCCUCCACGCCGAGCUGAAUCUGGUCGCCUACCGCGACAUUGCGAUCGGCCUCAGUCGACGAUUCCUGGGAUCCACGCACCAGUUCACACACAACAUCCAGGAGGAGUCCGGGGCCGAGGUGCUGGACGAUGACUUCGACGACCGUGAGAUGGGGGCUGAGGAAUGGAGCGGCCACAUCGCCGAUUUACAAGCCGCUCAUUCCUUCCACGUCGCUGGCAUCGUCUAUAGACGUCUCAUCACCGAGCAGCCCGGCACCACGGCCGACAAACGGCACUUCUUCCGUAUCUGCAGUACGGAUUGGCAUCGCUUUUUGGGUUUUCACUUCACCAAGGCCGAGUCGCUCAACCCCUACCGCCGGACCGAGCUAUCUCCCUGGCAGAAGGAGGCUGAGGAGAGCCGCAUGCUGCGUCGGUGGGACUUGCGCAAUACUCCCCUGGAGCCACAGUUGCAGGCUAUGAUGGGCGACCCCGAGGUCCGAUUCCGCGGCAUGCAACACCCGGCCAUGGUGGCGAUCCAGAACGGGGAGAGUCCCGUGCUUGCCGUUUUGCCCGCCGGCGGUGGGAAGAGUAAGGAUCGCGGCUAA